CAGCAGCUAUGAACUCAUGCGUCUUUGCUUCCAGGCGGUUUUCCUCUUUAAAAGCGAGGUAGGGCCUGUUGAGGAGGGGAAGUGACCUAACUCAUCUGGAGACGCUUUGAACAUUUUUACCAAAUAUGGCCGCGGCGGGGCGUGGGAUCCAUUCUGAGGCAAUGAUGAUGCUGCUGCUGCUGCGCCUUCCAGAGCGCACGGACGGAAACUUCACGCUUACGGCUACAAGAAAGAGCUGGAACCCCGGAUCAACAAACAGGGUCACUGGGUGAGCGGCAGCCUGUCAUCACGAUCCACAGCAGAGAGGUGGGAUAAUAGAUUGUGACACACUCCCACAGAGGGACGCUGCCUGACAAGAACCCAACACAGGAUCAGGUUCAGCACUCGUGGCGAUCUCAGACUCACAAAUUACCUCGUCGUUGCUGACCGACAUCCCAGCAUGCCGCUGACCUGGUUCCCCAGCUCCCAGCUGCUGUGGGCGCGGGUGGCAGCCGUGCUGUUCACCUGCACCGCUUUCAGCGUGGCGGCACACGGCGCUGCGCUGGGCUCGGGAGGCAUGGCGGACUGGUGCAUCUUCUGCUGGGCGUUCAGCUUCGCCUGCUCCCUGCUGGUCCUGCUGGUGGAGCAGUGCAGCCUCCAGCCCAGAAUCCCUGUCUCCUGGUCCAACUUCCCCGUCACGGUCGCCUGCUACGCCUGCCUGCUCUGCCUCUCGGCCUCGAUCAUCUUCCCGGUGUUUUUUCUCAGGAACCGGAACUACUACGGCGAGACUCGGGAUCAUCGCAUUGCCUCCACGGUCUUCUCCUGCCUGGCAACCAUUGCGUACAUAGUAGAGGUGAGCCUGUCCAAGGCGAGGCCAGGAGAGGUGGCGGGUUACAUGGCAACAGCCCCGGGUCUGAUGAAGGUGUGCCAAACCUCUGUGGCCUGCAUCAUCUUCAUCCUGGUGAGCAGCCCCGUGUCUUAUGACCAACACGCGGCCCUGAAGUGGUGCAUGGCGGUGUACUGCAUCUGCUUCAUCCUCUCCAUGGCCGUGGUGGUGCUGUGUGUGGGAGAGUGCACCAGCUGUCUCCCCAUCCCCUUCUCCAAGUUCCUGUCAGCCUACGGCCUCUUGGCCGUCAUCAUGUACCUGACGGCCACCAUCCUCUGGCCGGUGUUCCAGUUCGACAAGAAGUACGGGAGGAGAGGCAAUGACACGAACCUGAUCGCCGUGGCUGUGCUCACCGCUCUCAACUUCCUGUUGUACCUCGCUGAUCUGGCCUACAGCGCCAGGCUGGUGUUUAUCAGCGCCUGAGCAGAGGGGAGACAAAGGACACGUCGGACACAGAUCGGAAAUUCCUGACAGAAGGGACACGACUCUUCAUUCCUAUCCCUUAUUUUAGAUCAUACAAAGAAAGUCUCAAGAACAUAAACGUAUGUGUGAAUAGUAGGUGUGUGUUUGCAUAAUCACAAUGCUGCCUUACAGUAUUUGCUGUUAGAUGUGAAGUUGCUUGUUUGAAGUUGCUGUCUAAAGCAACUAUUACAUGAAUGGGGAAAAAAACAUAGUUUUUUUUUUUUGUUGAAUUCUGCAACAAAAAGAGGGAAAAAGGGUCCACACACUGGAACACAAGGGAAUACCAACAGUAUUUGGAAACUUAUCAUAACCCAACAUGCAGUAUUUACCUGCCAGAUGUUUUACUGCCUUUUUAUAUUUAAAUGUUUGAGAUUCUAUUGCCUGAUUAGAAUAAAUAAAGUGUUAAACUAAGUAA
This is a messenger RNA of Fundulus heteroclitus (mummichog), 1742 nucleotides long. Its product is annotated as myeloid-associated differentiation marker homolog. The transcript is spliced from 3 exons. Gene Ontology annotation, cellular component: membrane. Bases 440 to 1288 code for a protein of 282 amino acids. The record is from RefSeq and is a predicted model, not a curated record. NCBI's taxonomy places the organism in Eukaryota, Metazoa, Chordata, Actinopteri, Cyprinodontiformes, Fundulidae.